Messenger RNA from Cryptotermes secundus, 315 nucleotides. Its product is annotated as 40S ribosomal protein S30-like. The coding region runs from base 1 to 315 and encodes 104 amino acids. NCBI's taxonomy places the organism in Eukaryota, Metazoa, Arthropoda, Insecta, Blattodea, Kalotermitidae. Gene Ontology annotation, biological process: translation. Gene Ontology annotation, molecular function: structural constituent of ribosome. The transcript has 3 exons. Gene Ontology annotation, cellular component: ribosome. The record is from RefSeq and is a predicted model, not a curated record.
AUGCAGCUGCUUGUACAAGGACAGGGGAGUCACGUUAUUGACUGUGAAGGCAGUGAGUCUGUUGGGCAGAUCAGAAGUGUGGAGCAGUUCUGGUUUCUGCUGCUGACCCAUGGGCUUGUCAGUUGUGCUCUCAGUCCAAGUAUUGGUGGCCUGGGUAGGCUGGAUCAGCGUCUUUGUUCCACCAGAGUGGUGGACAAACAAGAGAAGAAGAAUGAAAAGACUGGCCGUGCUAAGCGAAGUAUGCAGUGCAGUUGCCAGUUUGUGAAUGUUGUGCAAGGUUUUGGCUGCAGGAGUGGACCUAAUGCAAAGUCAUAA